Eublepharis macularius is the source of this 649-nucleotide messenger RNA. RefSeq names its product transmembrane 4 L6 family member 1-like. The coding region runs from base 1 to 612 and encodes 203 amino acids. The record is from RefSeq and is a predicted model, not a curated record. NCBI's taxonomy places the organism in Eukaryota, Metazoa, Chordata, Lepidosauria, Squamata, Eublepharidae. The transcript has 5 exons. Gene Ontology annotation, cellular component: membrane.
AUGUGCUUUGGGAGGUGUGGUAGAUACAUAGGGCACCAGCUGCUCAUUCUUGCUGUGCUCUGCAUUGUGGCAAAUGUUUUGCUUUAUUUUCCCAAUGGUGAAACAAGAUUUGCUGCACAUAACCUUCUCGGCAAAUAUGUGGGUUGUCUUCAUGGCAUUAUAGGAGGAGGUCUUUUGGUUUUGGUCCCAGCGUUCAUCAUUAUUGGAUUAGAAUAUGACCAUUGCCACGGCUGCUUUGCCCAUGAGCACUAUGGGAGAAAUUGCACACCACUGCUAGUAGUCGUAGCAGCCUGUAUUGGCAUUGCUGGUGCUGGAUACUGCUUCAUCAUUUGCUGUUUGGCCUUGUCCCAGGGCCCUUACUGUUUUUGCUGGACUGAGAGGAUCUGGUGCUAUCCAUUCUCUAACUCCUAUGGAGGGUACCUGCUUGAGCACAGCAACUGGUCUAUGUGUCGGGAGCCGAGGUAUAUUAUUCAAUGGAAUGUGACUCUUUUUUCCAUCCUGCUUAUCCUGAGUGGGAUUGAAUUGAUUCUGUGCACCAUCCAAGUAAUACACGGCUGUCUUGGAGGUGCCUGGGCCAUGUGUCAUAGUCACAGAGAGAAAAACCCUUGUUAGAUUUUUUGGACUUGACAGUCAUUUGAGAACAUCUUAU